GUCCGCACUCCCCGCGACCUUCUGCACCGUGGUAUUCCUCGCCACCUCACAAGCGUCGCCCAGCUGGUUCAUCGGCACCCCCGAGCGCGCCACGGCGAUCGUGACAAUCGAGAUCCUGCCCAACUUGUACGCGUUUUCGGCCAUGUGGACGCUCAAUUCGCAGGAGGAGAUGAGGACGGGGACGAGCCAGAACAGGAACUCGGGCGUUUCGGAUGUGCAUGAGAAGCUGAACAGACGGAGUGCCGGCGCGGCGACGACGACUACCGAGACGACGACUACGACGAGGACCUCCUUUGCGCCCCAGGCCGCCCGCACAGGCAGCUCAUCUUCGGACGAUUCCUGCCGCCCAGACAGCGUCGCGGAUAUCCAGUUUGGUGCGCCCGGGGCGGGAACGGCUGCGUACGCGGCUCCGAUUAUGGACGAG
This is a messenger RNA of Mycena citricolor, 424 nucleotides long. The record is from the annotation of a GenBank genome assembly. Lineage: Eukaryota; Fungi; Basidiomycota; Agaricomycetes; Agaricales; Mycenaceae.